AUGUCUACUCAGGAACCCGCAUCCCGGGGUAGUCGACAGUGCCACUACACACAAGAUGCCGCGGUUCCCCUUUCACACACGAACUCGCGACAGAGCGUAAUGCUGAAGGACCUCUUAAGAUACAGUAAAAAAAGUAGCUUGCAACAUCGGCAUCAAAACCCUCAAGGAACUCGAUAUUCCUCGUCCAUUCACAUCCGUACGAAACUUUGUGUCCACCCUCUGAAUGCUGAACCUCUCAUUCACUGCAAGGAGUAA
Molecule: messenger RNA, 255 nt
Organism: Toxoplasma gondii ME49
Lineage: Eukaryota; Apicomplexa; Conoidasida; Eucoccidiorida; Sarcocystidae
Exons: 2
Coding region: 1-255 (84 amino acids)
Source: RefSeq, a predicted model, not a curated record